AUGUUUUCCCGAGGAGACAUUCCGGAAACUGCAAUGUCCGACGGCCGUCACGAGAUGCUGGAUGCUGGACGCUGGAUGCUGGACGCCGGAUGCUCCCCAGUGCGGAAACGCAGAGCGACCAGGCCAAACUACGCCGAGAUGCGUCAUAUUCCUCCUCCGCCCCCCACGUCGCAAAACAUCAAACCAUCGCGCCUUGUCUCGGGACGCCCUGCUUGCCUGCCAGUUUUCAGACCCCGAAAAAAAGGGAGAGAGCUGGCUGACAUGCGGAUUACGCCGCGUGGCAGUAAGCGGCCAGCAGCUGGUUGCCGAUUGGCCCAGCUCGGAACCCAAGGGCUGAUGUGA
Molecule: messenger RNA, 342 nt
Organism: Ustilaginoidea virens
Lineage: Eukaryota; Fungi; Ascomycota; Sordariomycetes; Hypocreales; Clavicipitaceae
Exons: 1
Coding region: 1-342 (113 amino acids)
Source: RefSeq, a predicted model, not a curated record